This is a messenger RNA of Blepharisma stoltei, 273 nucleotides long. The record is from the annotation of a GenBank genome assembly. NCBI's taxonomy places the organism in Eukaryota, Ciliophora, Heterotrichea, Heterotrichida, Blepharismidae.
AUGGACAAUUUAAUUAUGUAUUCUGUGGUCUCAGUAAUGCUAGUGCAAGCAGCUGGGCCUCUAAUUAAUUCAAUAAAAGAGAUUUAUUAUGUUGCUAAAAGAAGUAUGAGUAAAGAAAUUUAUCAAGAAAAAAAGAUAGCUAAAAACGAGAAAAGGGAUGCUAUAAAUACUUGGACAAUACCUUCGGAGCCACCAUGCCAAACAAGCUGCAGAAUUAGCAGUAAAAAUGAUAUUAGUAUAGAAAGAAAAUAUGAUUUAUAUCAACAAUCGUAA